AUGGAGGGCAUUUUCGGCCUCCCUGUCUCUCGGAUCAAACCCUCCGCGACCUUCAUCUACAAGAUAAUUCAAAACGUUUCCAUUGGCGCGGAUGUUUUUAUUAGCUCCACCAAACCUCUCCCAAAAUCACCACGUCCGAUCAUAGUCUACAUUCAUGGUGGCGGCUGGACUGGUGGAAGUCGUGCUAAUUUCAGCCCGGCCAUGUUCACAGACUUCUUGAAACACAAAUUCACAGUUGUCUCAAUUGAUUACCGUCUACUGCCAGAAAGCGCAUUUGUCACUGGUCAGUUAGAAGAUAUUCAAGACGCAGAGAUCUGGCUACGGGAUGUGCUACCAGACGAAAUGAGGAAGCUGGGUUGGGAGGUUGACCCAGAGACGAUCAUCGUCUCUGGAACAUCAGCUGGUGGUCAUCUCGCACUCCUGACGCCAAAAAUAUGGAAAAAGCCGCCAACGGCGAUCUUGGCAAUUUCGGGAGCAACUGAUAUGCAUCGUAUUGCUCGACAUGUCAAUUUUGAUAUCCCACCCUUGACAUCUGAUGUCAUAAAAGUUGCCACGUUCGAAACUCCGCCAACAUUCACCUUACUGCAGAAGCCUAAGGAUGACACUUUUACCCCCCGCACUCUGUUUGUGUUGCAUGUUCUCAAGAAUGAUAUCAUAGCAGAGUAUCUGCUUCGAGGGACGAUGAAUGGAAAGUUGCCUGCCAAGGGUUGCGUUAGUAGACAUGAGAUUGACGAUAUUAGUCCCAUACACCUCUGCAAAACGGUGAAGUGGGUGCCAACCUAUCAGCUCAUGGCGGGAGAGGAUCCACCUUCUGUUUUGGAAUCUAGCAAGUCUUUUCAAGAUGAGAUGGACAGCCAGAGCAUUCCCUGCAAGACUAUCAUCGUACCCGGACUCCAUCAUGGCUUUGACGGGGACGCCAAGGUUGGUGGCGAUACUCACAUGAAUAUCAUUCGCCCUGCUGUCGAGUGGGUGGUGGGGAUUGCAUGCGCCUAG
Molecule: messenger RNA, 993 nt
Organism: Penicillium vulpinum
Lineage: Eukaryota; Fungi; Ascomycota; Eurotiomycetes; Eurotiales; Aspergillaceae
Product: alpha/beta hydrolase
Exons: 3
Coding region: 1-993 (330 amino acids)
Source: RefSeq, a predicted model, not a curated record